This is a messenger RNA of Panicum virgatum (switchgrass), 1045 nucleotides long. RefSeq lists its product as uncharacterized. The record is from RefSeq and is a predicted model, not a curated record. NCBI's taxonomy places the organism in Eukaryota, Viridiplantae, Streptophyta, Magnoliopsida, Poales, Poaceae. The transcript has 2 exons. The coding region runs from base 112 to 771 and encodes 219 amino acids.
AUCACUUCCAUCCCUGGUGCCAGACUGGAAGAUUUUGUGUCUGACUACUACUCUGUCCAUAAUUUUAAGCUUGCAUAUCAAGGUUCCAUCCCUUGCAUUCCAGACAAGAGCAUGUGGCCCACAUCCAACCAUGGAUUCUUCAUGCACCCUCCACUACUUAGGGCAACAGCAGGAGGAAGAAGGAAGAAUAGGAUGAAAGGGACUUUUGAAGGUGGUAGCAGCCAGAAGGAUAGAAGGCAUCAGUGCCCAAUAUGCUAUCAGAAAGGGCAUCAUUGGGAAACCUGUAAGAAUGGGAAGCCUGAAGACAUAGCUGCAAUGAUAGCUGAAAGGGGUGUGCCAAAGAAAAGGCUUCGAGCAGCCGCAGCAGCAGCAGCAAGAGCAAACACAGAGACUAGCAUUGUGGUAGCUACUCCAUCAGUCAUGCAAUUCCCAAUAAAUGAAGCUGUACAAAGGGCAGCAGCAAAGAAAAGGGAGAGACAGGCAUCAUCUUCUUCUGGAGCAAAGAAAACCAAGAGAUCUAGAAGUACAAGUUCAUCAACUAGAGAGUCUGGAAGUGGAUCCAAUGAGCCUGUUCCAUUGCAGUCUGUGAUCCUAGGUCCUGUCAUUGAGGACGCUUUUGCCACAGUCCAGUUAGAGGCGCAGGAAACUACACCGAAGAGGAGGAACGCCAUCAUGAAGAAGCUGACCCCAAAGAGGCUCCCUCUUGCAUCAGGCAGCCCAAGUAGCCCAGCUUCCAAUACCAGGAGCAAGAAGAAGCUAGAACUGCAGUGAAAGGUAAUAUGAUGGCAUGUAUUUUGCUCUGUGAUGCCAUGCCCAAUACUUUUGGAUGGAUGAAAACCGGAGCUUUUGGUUUGAUGGAUGAACACUCGAUCUUUUGGUUGCAUGGAUGCAAACUCAAACUAGUUGUAAUGUACUGUGAUGGCUUGUGUGAUGGCUUCUGAGCCAUUUGUAAACUGGGACUAAAUAUUAUGUGAACUCGUGGUGACUGUUGAGAACUUUGUUUCAAUGUGUUAGCUAUGAUGACCUCUAUUGUCUUAGUAAUGUU